AUGGGCUCUGAAAGUUUGAGGAAAGGGAAAUCUCCAUUUGUGGAACAGCAUUCCUGUUCUUGUUCUUAUUGGCGAUCAUUCGUUAUUGCUAGGGAAGAAAAUAAGAUGACAUACAAUACUAUGCUUGCGAGAAGUUUCAGUUGGCAUGAGCAGAGAAAAUUAGGAUCUUGGGCUUUUGUUGGUUCCUUGGUCAUUGCUGUGACAAUUUUCACUGUUUUCAAACCUUACAUGUCCAGCAAUCCACCAGUCUUGAAUUUGCAUUUGCAGUUGUCAACAGGAGCUAGCCUCAACAUGCUGAUGAGAAGCAAGGAAGCAGCAGUUGAACCACGGCAAUCAUAUUUUGACACAAAGGAAGUGAAGCCAAUGUGCAACCUUACACGACCAAGAUCAGAUUUUUGUGAGAUGAAUGGGGACAUACGAAUUCAUGGUAACUCAUCAAAAAUUUUCAUUGCUUCAACACCGACUCAAAUGCCAGUUGGCAAAGAGAUUUGGAACAUAAAGCCUUAUGCCAGAAAAGAAGAUGGCAUUGCAAUGGGACGAGUCAGGAGAAUAACAAUUCAACCAGCACAGGUUUUAGAGGGCCUUCCUAAUUGCAGUAGAAACUACAACAUUCCCGCGGUUGUUUUCUCCACGGGAGGAUAUGCAGGAAACGCAUUCCAUGACUUCUCUGAUGUGUUGAUUCCACUAUAUUUGACAUCUAUUGAAUUCAAUGGUGAAGUACAAUUUCUUAUAACCGAUCAUCACUCCUGGUGGACAGACAAGUACCAACCCCUGCUGCAAAAGUUAUCCAAGUACGAUUUCAUCGAUAUUGAUCAAGAGAGUCGAGUGCUCUGCUUCCCCAGAGUCAUUGUUGGUCUAAAAGCCACCAACAAAGAACUUGGGAUCGAUUCGUCGGAGUCUUCAUAUUCGAUGAUGGGCUUCAGGCAAAUCUUAAGAAGUGCUUAUUCUUUGAAGAGGGAAAGAGUGGAAAAGUUUAGAAAUGACAAGAAACUGGGCAAAAGACCACGACUUCUUGUAAUUUCAAGAAGCCAAACAAGGCGGCUGAUCAACACAAGACAAAUUGCAAAAAUGGCUCGAACAAUAGGCUUUAAUGUUGUCAUUAAGGAAACAGGUUCGAAUGUAUCAUUAGUUUCGGAGAUGGUCAACUCCGUUGAUGUUAUGGUAGGAGUACAUGGGGCUGGACUCACUAACAUGGUUUUCCUCCCAGAAAAAGCAGUGGUCAUCCAAAUUAUACCGCUGGGAGAUAUGGAAUGGAUAGCUAGGACAUUCUACCAAGAGCCUGAAAGAGAUAUGAACCUGCGGUAUUUGGAGUACAAGAUUAGUCCAAAUGAAAGCUCAUUAAUACAACAGUAUCCUCACGACCAUGAGAUUUUUAAGGAUCCAGGUGCAAUUUCUAAGAUAGGAUGGCGUUCUUUCAGAUCAGUUUUUCUAGAUAAACAAGAUGUAGAUCUUGAUUUAAACAGGUUUAAGGAAGUUUUGCUAAGAGCCCUUGAGUUUUUGCAUGGUUAA
Messenger RNA from Coffea eugenioides, 1509 nucleotides. RefSeq lists its product as uncharacterized. The record is from RefSeq and is a predicted model, not a curated record. The transcript is spliced from 3 exons. NCBI's taxonomy places the organism in Eukaryota, Viridiplantae, Streptophyta, Magnoliopsida, Gentianales, Rubiaceae. Bases 1 to 1509 code for a protein of 502 amino acids. Gene Ontology annotation, molecular function: glycosyltransferase activity.